UCUCUGUGUUUGGUAUUACAGAUGAUGACAUCAGAACAGAGUCCAGAGACUUCCCUCAUCGACAAAACCUUCCAGAUAAGGAAGGAGGUUGAAGCCCGGAAGGUCAUCUUGGCCUGGGGCCUCCUUAAUGUGUCUGUUGCAGGCAUGAUAUAUACUGAAAUGACUGGGAAACUCUUAAGCUCCUACUACAACAUCUCAUACUGGCUACUGUGGUAUAUUGAACUUGCCUUUGCAUCUGUGUUCAGCCUGAAUGCCUUGUUUGAUUUCUGGUUGUACUUCAAAUACACAGUGGCACCGACAACCGUGGUCAUGAGUCCUGGCCAGAGGAGACUGCUGGGCUUGCAGAAUGCAGCUGUACAAACAACUCCACCACGUGAGCUGGCAGCAAAGAAGGACCCAUCUUCAACACCUUCUCCUCCAAUCCAGGGUCAAAGUGUGCUGAGUUACAGCCCAUCCCGCUCCCCUAGUGCCAGUCCAAAGUUUACUACUGGUUGUAUCACAGGCUACAGUCCUCAGCUACAGGCUCUGUCAAGCACCAGCAGUUCUCACAGCAGUAUGACCUAUUCACCAAGUGGCAGCUACAGUAAGGUUUCUGGCUCUAGCCCCUUUCCUACUGGAUCCAUGUACAACACGAGUAUUGGGACAAUGGAAGGUGGUGGUCUGAGGUCUCGUUACCGCUCUUCACCUGUGUUCUAUAGUUCUCCUACUGGCAAAGAAGACUACAUGACAGACCUCAAGUCCCUGGAUACCUUCCUUCGAGGUGAAGAAGAGAAGCAGCAGAGGGUUCAGCUAGGAAGUUCAGAUUCGAGCUCUCCUUCCAGCAGCCCGACUUUCUGGAACUACAGCCGUUCCAUAGCAGACUAUGCACAGAUGCUCAGGAAGUUCCAGUAUCAGCUGGCUUGCAGGUCCCAGGCUCCAUCAGCACACAAGGACGAAGCUGAUAUGAGCUCAAAACAGGCUGCAGAAGAGGUUUGGGCACGGGUGACAAUGAACCGACAGCUCCUUGAUCACAUGGAUUCCUGGACCGCCAAGUUCAGAAACUGGAUUAAUGAGACUAUUCUAGUGCCACUUGUCCAAGAGAUUGAUGCUGUGAGCACUCAGCUGAGAAGAAUGGGGUGUCCAGAGCUGCAGAUUGGAGAAGCCAGUAUCAGCAGCCUGAAGCAGGCAGCACUUGUUAAAGCUCCUCUCAUUCCAACCCUGAACACUAUUGUGCAGUACCUGGAUCUUACACCCAACCAGGAGUACUUGGUGGAAAGGAUCAAAGAGCUUUCCCAGGGAGGAUGCAUGAGUUCAUUCCGAUGGAACAGAGGAGGGGAUUUCAGGGGCAGGAAGUGGGACACGGACCUGCCCACAGACUCCUCUAUCAUUAUGCAUGUGUUCUGCACUUACCUCGACUCCAGGCUCCCGCCUCACCCCAAGUAUCCCGAUGGCAAAACCUUCACUUCCCAGCACUUCGUUCAGACACCAGAUAAACCAGACACUUCAAAUGAGAACGUCUUCUGCAUCUACCAAAGCAGCAUCAAUCCACCUCACUAUGAGCUCAUCUAUCAGGGCCAGACCCACAACCUGCCCAAGGGCAGGAACAACAUGUUCCACACCUUGCUGAUGUUCCUUUAUAUCAUAAAGACAAAAGAAUCCGGGAUGCUGGGGCGAGUAAACCUGGGAUUAUCGGGAGUCAACGUCCUGUGGAUCUUUGGAGAGUAACCCUUCUGGUGGGACUCUGCAUCCGAGGAAUGAUGCUCCUCUGGUGAACUGAAUCACUACCUUGUUGAUUUAAUCAUAGACUUAGUAAGAUGGGCUGAUUUAAGCUCAGCUUUGUGGGCAGAGAGGGGAAGAUGUGUAAUUCCUACCUUAUUUUUUUAAGUUUUUAUAUUCUUUUAUUAUUUAACACAUUUUUGCUGUUGAAACACUCAUACUUCCCAGUGCCAGGUGGGGUUUCCCUUUCCUUCACUGAAGGAAUCCUGGUUCAAACUCCUGGUCUGCUGUUCCUGUUUCACAUACCCCGUGGUGUCAUCACCUGAGCCUGGGACUGAACCACAACUGG
Molecule: messenger RNA, 2044 nt
Organism: Pezoporus flaviventris
Lineage: Eukaryota; Metazoa; Chordata; Aves; Psittaciformes; Psittacidae
Gene: TMEM209
Product: transmembrane protein 209
Exons: 14
Coding region: 22-1704 (560 amino acids)
Cellular component (GO): membrane
Source: RefSeq, a predicted model, not a curated record